Molecule: messenger RNA, 2944 nt
Organism: Phymastichus coffea
Lineage: Eukaryota; Metazoa; Arthropoda; Insecta; Hymenoptera; Eulophidae
Product: methylthioribose-1-phosphate isomerase
Exons: 5
Coding region: 294-1355 (353 amino acids)
Molecular function (GO): S-methyl-5-thioribose-1-phosphate isomerase activity
Source: RefSeq, a predicted model, not a curated record
GUGGUUGCAUGUGAUCGAAGUCUCCCGGGUUGCGCUUGCGCUGAGUUCACAGUCUCCAUGAGUUCAAAGAUGCGAACAAAGAAAGAAAGAAGAAAUGCCACCGGCCACGUGAUGAGACUCCAAAUGGCGGUAGAAUCAGUUCCGCUUCCGCAUCAUUUCCAGAGAAAGUUUUGGCUAUUACAUAUAUUUAUAUACUGUAUCUAUAUUGCUAAUAAACACACUGCCAUAAGAAUCUCCGAAGAACAUUAUUGCUGUUGUUCUGUAGUAACUUGACAGAGUCGGCGUUGAUAACAAUGGCCUUGAGAGCAAUCAAAUGGUCGGAUGGUAAGCUGGAGAUCCUGGACCAACUUUUGCUGCCUAAAGAGACUGUGUUUAUCGAGAUUAAGAGCGUUAAAGAUGGUUGGAACGCUAUCAACAAGAUGCAGGUUCGAGGAGCUCCAGCAAUUGCUGUUGCUGGAUGCUUGAGCUUGGCUGUGGACAUCAUACGCCAUCACUACAAUAACACAAAAGUACUCCUGCAAGAUAUCAAAGAUAAGUUAGAUUACCUUAUUACUGCAAGGCCUACAGCUGUAAAUAUCAAGCUUGCAGCAGAUGAAAUCAUUCAGUUUGCCACAAAAUUAUCUAAAGAAGAUAUUUAUCCUGAUGACAUGAAAGACAGAGUUAUUACAGAAAUAAUCUCAAUGUUAGAAAAAGAUAUUGAAGACAAUAUAUCAAUAGGAAUUCAUGGUUCAACAGAAAUUUUGCAAAGGACUGUAGAUGAGAAAGUAAUAAGUGUGAUUACUCACUGUAAUACUGGUAGCUUGGCUACCGUUGGAUACGGUACAGCUUUGGGAGUUAUUCGGGCUCUUCAUAAGACUAAAAAAAUAGAACAAAUUUACUGUACUGAAACCAGGCCUUACAAUCAAGGAGCAAGAUUGACUACUUAUGAAUUAGUGCAUGAUAAAAUACCAUGUACACUGAUAUGUGAUAGUAUGGUUGCCUCGCUUAUGAAAUCCAAAAAUAUAGCUGCUGUGAUUGUUGGAGCUGACAGAGUUGCUGCUAAUGGUGAUACAGCCAAUAAAAUUGGAACAUACCAAAUUGCUGUUUUGGCACGCUAUCACGAAAUACCUUUCUAUGUAGCAGCUCCAUUGACUACAAUUGAUUUCUCAAUACCAAAUGGAGAUAGUAUCAAAAUUGAAGAGAGACCGCACGACGAACUUACUUGCAUCAAUGGUGUUCGAAUUGCUGCUGAAGGAAUAAAUGUUUGGAAUCCAGCGUUUGACAUCACACCGGCGAAAAUAAUCACAGGAGUAAUUACUAAUAAAGGUGUCUACAGACCUCAUGAUCUUGUUAAACUUAAACAAGUAAAAGAUUGAACAUUUAUGAUAUGUUUUUAUUCAGAGAAAUACACGAGAUAUUUACAAACAAUAAAAAAUAAUAUUUAUUGUGUAAUCUGCUACGUUUUCAAUAUGUUUGCAUUUGUUUGGUUUCAUAUAAUGUAAUAGAAUUUACAAGACGUUAAUUAGAAUAAUACUACAAGGAGAUAUAAAUUACAUAAUCAUAAUCAACAAAUACUUACGCAGACAAUAUAUAGUGAUCUUGUAUUUUAUAAAUAAUUUCGUUUCAAUUUUAAUUGGUAAAGAAAAUAUGUUUCAACUGUAAUUGUUUUUUAUCGGACAACAUUAAAUGUCUGUUACAUAAAAUGUAUACGUCAACAUAUAAAAGAACUAACUAGCUUUUUUAGUUCAUAUUCAGAUAGGAACUAGUUAACUUAGUUUCAUUCAAGUCUCUUCAGUUUUCUAUAUUUUAAAGAUUUUUUUAUACCGUAGGUGAUAGCAUAAUUGUAUUUAUUUUGAAAUGAUCUUUUAAUAUUACUGUGUUAUGUCAGAUAGAAAUACUAUUUUGAAUCAUACGGGAACGUUGCUUAAUUUACUGCCUAAAUCAAAAUAAAAAAGCUUAGUUUUUUAAACUAAUUUUAUACAUCUAUGACUGUGUUUCAUCUUAAAUGUAGAUAGAUCAAAAAAUCAUGUUAGGCAACUGUUAAAGUGACAUAGCAAGUCUGUUUUCCAAAGUACCAUUAUCUGUACAUAUAAUUAUCUGAUUUAUUUAUUUAUUAUCUCAUGGCCACCGUAAAAAUAGAUAGGACAAUGAUUCUGACCGAUGUGGUAUGUAUUAGCGACAGAUCAUUAUACAGUUCCUUUGCUACUUUUAUGUCUUUUCAUUCGAAGGAAGAACUGUAACAAGUGAAAUGUAUAAAAGAAUUCUUAUUAAGUUUUUCCAAGUCUAAUUAAAAUGUUGAUGUUAAGUACGGCAAGUUUAGUAUACGGUGCUCACGAAGCAUGCAAAAACUACCUUGCUCGAUAGUGACUACGUUUGACGAAAGAUUUCCCAGUCAAUUGUAAAGACGUCUUUGAAAAAGUCUGUGAUCGUACAACGCAUUUUUCAAUGUACUUUAGUUACGUUUAAAUCCCGUUUUUUGUGAUAACUUUUUAAAAAAUUAAAAAUUAACCGAUAUAUCAUAAAUCUACUAUUCCAUGAUAUCGAAAAACCAUGAAAAUUGACGAUUAGAAAAUUUGCAAAAUAAUAAUUAUUGUGAUAAUUAGUAACGAAUUUCUACAUAUAUGUAACUCUUCUUUACCUUGUAUAGUAAGAUUGUAUUUGAUUUAAUUAAUCAACUUUAAUUUCAGUACCGACUUUUCUACUUAUGAAGAUAUGUUACUUUAUUACUUUAUCAGUUGAUAUUAAUGAUAUUGCAGCGAAACAUAGAUGUAGGAUUCGAUUUAAAAAUAUUCAAUCUCUUUGUUUAUAUUUUGUAUAUAUGGCACAUUCCAGGCUAUGACGAUCAGCUUUUCAGGGGUAGGUUUCGGAUUUUCUUAAAACUUGGUAUAUAUAUUGCCUAUAUGGUAGUGUAUUUAAGUAUGGAUAAUUAGAUCAUUAUAAUAAUUAUAUCAAAAGUUAUAAACAA